Eremothecium cymbalariae DBVPG#7215 is the source of this 1434-nucleotide messenger RNA. It is a transcript of the gene RMD1, whose product is annotated as Rmd1p. Lineage: Eukaryota; Fungi; Ascomycota; Saccharomycetes; Saccharomycetales; Saccharomycetaceae. The coding region runs from base 1 to 1434 and encodes 477 amino acids. The transcript has a single exon. The record is from RefSeq and is a predicted model, not a curated record.
AUGUCAGAGGAACAACAACCACUAUUGGGUGGUAGUAAAGGUGAUGAUAGCGAUAAACCAGAUGAUCUGCCACGAUUAGAGGGAUGUAAUGUUGUUACCAGUGCAUCUGUAACGCCAGCUAUACCUGGAAAUCCUUUAACUGUUGCUUCGACGGCUGUCCCUGGAGGUGUGGGAACUCCUUCAGCGCCUGAAACAGCGGAAGCAACACCAGGCAUACAUUUAUUGGAUAGCACAAGGAAGUCAAGGUACAUACCUAAUUCUUCCAAUUUGAAUAAUACUGGAGGAAGAGAUCAUGUAAAGCCUACGAACAACACGGCCACUACCAAGCUGGGCCCCCAAAGGACAUCUAGGACUGCGCAGAAGCUUAAAUUAUUACCUGAGGAGCCAUUUCAACGAAUACGUGAACAAGAUUGCGAUAUUAUAGACAGAGACGUUUAUUCGCAAGUGAAUCGUAUUACAGAUAAGCCUGCUAGGAGGGAUGCCGAGAAGUUGGGUAAAUCACAACGACAUUUGUUGCCGCGGGCAACUGCUUACUGCACGGCCAGUUCUUAUAACAUGAAGGAGUUGGUAAGAUGGUUAAAAUACUGCAAGAAAACACACCAUACACAUCCAAAAUUAUUUGAUGAAUGUCUAUAUACUCCAUUUAUAUAUACAGAUUGGAGAGGUGAUAAGAGAUUUGAGCAUGAUGAUCAUAUACGAUUGGAUGAUGAAGGUGGAGACAUUAAUGUAGGCGACAAACAACCUGAUCUGUUUAUCUUUGAGUAUGGCGUUGUGGUUAUGUGGGGGUUUACUGAAAGAGAGGAGAAGGCUUUUCUUAAUGAUGUGGAGAAGUUUGAGAAGGAAAAAUUGGCAGAAGAAGAUGUUCAAGUAGAAGAGUUCAAUUAUUAUGUUACCCAGAGUUAUCAACCAAGAAUAUACAACGAUUUUAUUACCUUACGAGAUGGAUCUAAUUAUAUGAUAAAGCUAUCUAUUUCACAUGCUAUAUCUCAAAGUGUUAAAAUUUCAUUAUUUGAGGAAUUAGUCGAUAAUACGAUUGAAGAUACUCAGGACAUUCCACAAGAAAUCGCGUCGAGCGGUAAAGUGUCCAUGAGUAAAGCGGACAUAAUGAAGAGUAUUGGCGAAUUGUUUAUUUUAAGAAUCAACAUCAAUUUACAUGGCUCAGUACUAGACUCUCCAGAAAUAAUGUGGUCGGAACCCCAAUUGGAACCAAUUUACCAAGCUACAAGAGGAUAUUUGGAAAUAAACCAAAGAGUCGCAUUAUUAAAUCAAAGGUUAGAAGUGGUCAGUGACUUGUUGCAAAUGCUAAAAGAGCAGUUGGGUCAUUCGCAUGAAGAAAACUUAGAAUUUAUCGUCAUAUUACUAGUGGGCGUUGAAGUCCUAAUAUCACUCAUUAACAUAAUAGUUGAUAUUAUCGCAGAUACCACAGUACGCUAA